AUGUAUCUGCUAGGCAACAAAACUGGAAAGAAGAAAGUGUGUGUCGGUUAUAUGAAUGCACCUGUACCGUAUGCCAUUGAAGAGAAUUACGGUGGGUGCUUCUUUGAUGAUGACGACGAUCUUGCCCAAGUUCUUCAAGAUCAGGAAAUAUUGUAUCAAUUAAUUCAAGGAAGUAAUGGUAGCAGUUCAUAUGGAACUCAUUCGACUCCAAGUUGUAGCUAUGGCCAUAAUCGGACAUCAAAUGAACAAAAAUCAUCCGGAGAUGUAAACUAUGAGUUGCAACUAGCAGUUGAUGAAGCUUUAGCUAGAGAGUUGCAAGAAAUGGAGGGCAAACUAGCCAACACUUCACUUAAUGACAAUAAUGGAAGAAAGCCUACAUCAUCUUCAGCUUUUGAUAGAGGCAAUAAUUCUGCAAGUAGACCUCCUCAGGUAGUGGAGGAGGAUGGGAUUGAUCCAGAUAAUAUGACUUAUGAGGAACUGCAACAGUUAGGGGAAGCCAUUGGUACCGAAAGCAAAGGGCUGCCUGAAAGUGUCAUAGCACUCUUGCCAACUUCAACUUACAAAAUUGGGAUAUUCUCAAGAAGGGAAAAACAUGACGAAUGUGUGAUCUGCUGUAUGGCAUACAAGAACCGAGAUAGGCUUACUAAAUUGCCCUGUGGACAUCAGUACCAUCAGGCUUGUGUCGCUAAAUGGUUACAGAUCAAUAAGGUAUGCCCUGUUUGCAGUAAGGAGGUUUUCAGCUAG
Messenger RNA from Miscanthus lutarioriparius, 744 nucleotides. Lineage: Eukaryota; Viridiplantae; Streptophyta; Magnoliopsida; Poales; Poaceae. The record is from the annotation of a GenBank genome assembly.